Molecule: messenger RNA, 6295 nt
Organism: Helicoverpa armigera (cotton bollworm)
Lineage: Eukaryota; Metazoa; Arthropoda; Insecta; Lepidoptera; Noctuidae
Exons: 35
Coding region: 230-5983 (1917 amino acids)
Biological process (GO): carbohydrate metabolic process
Molecular function (GO): alpha-1,4-glucosidase activity; carbohydrate binding; phosphatidylinositol binding
Source: RefSeq, a predicted model, not a curated record
GAUUAGUAAAAAAAAAUACCAACAACAACAAACGGACGGGCUUUGAUUUUGAUUUCCAUUGUAAAAUAAAUUCUGUUAUCAACGCCGUUGUUUGUAAUUUUAAAUUUAUUGAAGUGAGAAGUGUGUCUAGCAAUUGACGAUACCUUUAAGGUGUAAAGAAAAACAUUACAUUCACAAGAAUCUAAAAUUAGAUUCAUGGAUUCUGCGCGUCGCAAAUAGAAAGAAGAAAAUGCCAAAAAUACCGUAUAAACCCGAAAAAACUCGGGAAGACGAUGAGGAUUACGAGAUUGUGUCUUUUGAAGACUUUUGUGACAAGUCUCCUGGGUCGAAAACAGAUUUAUUGACUUUGAAUGACAAUAUAAAUUAUCGUCUUUGUUACGAGAGUGAUAAGGGCUCUAAAUUAGCGGAAACUGAGGGUGAAAGCUCGAGAAGUGCUGACAGACACACGGAGACUUCGCUAAAUGGACCAAAGGGAGUUACUUUUAAGAGGAGGCUGUCGAACUCGUUCGCUCCUUUUGGGCGGUACAAUGGCAAGGGUGGUAGGGCUCCGCUCUUCAGUGGGGUGAUCCCUAAGCCGAAGAACGAGGGCGAGUCUGGUGCUAGAGAGCAUAGAUACCAGCGCUUCUCGGAGCAGCGCAACAUAUUCCAGCGCGCGUGGGAGCAGCUGCCAGGGCUGGGCUCGGGCAUGCUGGGCGUGGCGCUGGUGUGCGCGCUGUGCGUGGCCGCCUGGUGGGCCGUGGGCGGCGCCGUCGGCGGCACUUGGGGAGAGGAGCACUACAGAAAACUAUGGGAAAAGACACAUCCUGAUGCCAUAAAGAAACCUCUAUCACCGAUGCCAUAUGAGAAGUUUCCAAUCCAGCAAGCCCCAGAAUAUAGAUACCAUGAUCAUAAUAACUUGAGUACGAAGAAUAAAAGCAACGCUACUGAACGUAAGAAGACAGAACUUAAUAAGAAGAACGUGUAUCCGGAGAGGACGGUUGAAGUGUUGCAAGAUAUGUGCUCGAAGGUGGAAGAAGUUAUGAAGUUUGAUUGCUUUCCACAAGGCACUGCUAAUGAAAAGGAUUGUGUUAAACGAGGAUGCUGUUGGAAAUCAACAGACACUCAAGGCGUGCCAUACUGUUACUAUCCCUCGCACUACGAUUCCUUCCGUUUUCUCAAUAUGACAGAAGAUAAGCACGGUAUGAACGUGUACAUGGAGAAAGUGCGGCCUUCAGGAUAUCCGGGUGACUUUGAAGUCGCUAGAAUGGACUUCAAGUAUUUGUCUGAUGAUGCGCUGCAGAUUAAGAUCUACGACGCGGAACACAAACGCUUUGAACCGAUGCAGCCGGAAAUAGCGAUGGUGUCCAAACCGCUGUCUAAGAAGAAGUAUAGGGUGCAAGUGGACGGCUCGCUUAUCGGGUUCAAAGUUAUCAGGAACUCGGAUAAUGUUACUAUCGUAAACACCCAAGACAUAGGCGGUCUGAUUCUCUCCGACAAGUUCCUGCAGAUAUCGGCGACAUUAGCCACGAGCCACGUGUUCGGUCUGGGCGAGAAGCGAGCGCGGUUCAUGAACGAUCUCAACUGGAAUACAUUCGCCUUGUUCAACAGAGAUAGAGUUCCUAAUGAAGGGAUGAACUUAUACGGCACCCAGCCGUUCUACCUGGCGGUGGAACACGACGGCAACAGUCACGGGAUGCUUCUCCUCAAUUCUAACGCUAUGGACAUAGUACUACAGCCAACCCCAGGUAUAACAUACAGAACGACGGGCGGUAUCCUCAACUUCUUCGUGUUCCUGGGUCCGUCUCCCAAGGAGGUGGUGGCUCAGUACACCGAGCUGGUGGGAAGACCAUUCAUGCCGCCAUAUUGGUCUCUUGGAUUCCAUUUGUGCAGGUUUAAUUACAACUCAGUGAAUGCUACUCGGCAGGUGUGGAAAUCAAACAGGGAUGCUGGGAUACCAUUUGAUGUACAAUGGAACGACAUAGAUUAUAUGCACGAUCACAAUGACUUCACGUACGACACUGAACGCUUCGCCGGCUUGCCCGAGUUCGUGAAGGAAGUACAUUCAGAGGGCAUGCACUAUAUGAUUAUUAUUGACCCCGGUGUAGGUGCGUCAGAAAAACCCGGCACAUAUCCGCCUUACGACCGAGGAGUUGAAAUGGACAUAUUUGUCAAAAACAACACCAAUCAGAUUCUUGUUGGACAGGUUUGGAACACUGGUUUCACAGUAUUCCCAGACUUCACUCAUCCGAAUUCUAGCAGCUAUUGGUUGGAGAUGAUGUCUAAUUUCCAUAAACAAGUUCCUUAUGAUGGAGCGUGGAUUGACAUGAACGAACCCUCAAACUUCCGCGACGGAGCAGCAAUCGGCUCCUGUGCUCCUGAGAACCUGCCGUACAUGCCACACACACACGACACAGAGCUGCGUACACACACACUGUGCAUGGACGCCCGACACUACGCCGGCCAGCACUACGACGUACACAACUUGUACUCGCUCACUGAAGCCGUCGCUACUUACUUUUCGCUAGCAGAGAUCCGAGGCAAGCGUCCGUUCAUAAUAACUCGUUCGACGUUCGUGGGCAUGGGCAAGUACGCGGGGCACUGGAGCGGAGACAUCGCCAGCGAGUGGCAUGAUAUGAAGAGCACUAUACCCGAACUGCUAAGCUUCAGCCUGUUCGGCAUACCGAUGAUGGGUGCUGACAUCUGCGGCUUCCGAGGAGACACGACAGUGGAGCUGUGCAAGCGAUGGAUGCAGCUCGGAGCCUUCUAUCCCUUCUCUAGGAACCAUAACUCUGAUACUUCUAAGCCGCAAGACCCAGUAUCCCUGGGCCCCGAGGUGGUGGAAGCCAGCAGGUCAGCGCUGCGGCUGCGGUACUCGCUGCUGCCGUACUACUACACGCUGUUCUGGCGAGCGCAUGUCGCGGGGGACACUGUCGUCAGGCCGCUGUUCUUUGAAGCCCCCGAACAAACUAACCUACACGAAAUCGACACGCAAUUCAUGAUCGGACCCUACGUGAUGGUGGCUCCUAUCCUGGAGCCCGGCGCCGCCUUCACCCGCGCCGCGCUGCCCGCGCCGCACGCGUGGUACAACAUCCGCGACGGACACUUCCUAGCUAGCGACAAGUCCAUGCAGUUGACGGAGAACGAGACUGUGGCCGUUAAGGGCGGCGGUAUAAUCCCAAUGCAAGAACCACCACUACAAGGUCCGGUAACUACGACAAACACUCGAAGCUCCCCGCUGCAGCUGCUAGUGGCGCCCGACAGGGACAACCGCGCGCAAGGAGAACUGUACUGGGAUGAUGGCGAUAGUCUUAACACAUACGAAGAACAAAAAUACAGCCACAUAGAAUUCUCUCUCAACAAUACGGAAAUACGCAGCAAUGUACAAUGGUGGGGGUAUGGCGUACCCUCCCUCAACAGAGUCACAGUCCUCAACCAGCCCCCGAUCAAGAUGGUCGCUAUCAACGACCAGCCUUGUGUCAAACCAUGCCAGUUUACCUACAAUUCACAAUCCAAAGUACUUCAGGGCUGCGAUACCUGUGGGUCAAAGAAUUGUGACAGACAUGACUCGAGCGUGUCAGCAGAGCCUUGGGUUGGGCUCCAAAUACAUAAACAAUUGGAUCAAGCGAUAGAAGAUUUCUACAACACAAUACUGGACCAGUUCAUAAACUCGUGGUACGGCAAGGUGACUCUGCAGCCGUUCUUCGUGGACGAGCUGCGGUAUCAGCUGCGAUAUGCCUCCGCCUGCCUCUUGCAGAGAGCUGUCAAGAUAAACUACGCGCAAUUCAUAACAUCCCGCCUCAUCCCGUGCGCUCUCCGACACUACUCCGUGUGCGCGACCCGAGUCGCCGCGCCGCUCGACCACAAGCUGGCGCUACAUCCCGCAGCCGCUAACAGAAAUGCGGAGUUGAAGUAUUUGAGAUGUAUUACUAACGCGAUAAUGCCGUAUUUGUUGAAGAAUAAUGAGUUGAAUAAUUCUGUGUUCCGCGUGCUAAUAAGAGAGAUAUUCGCUGGGUGGGUGCUGCUAUCUCUAACAGAUGUGCUAGCGGACCCGUAUAUACUGAACACUCUCAUUGUGCUCGCUACGGGGGAUGAGACCAUGGCACAGUUGCCUACUACGCCUAAUUAUAAGGUAGAAUUCCUGGAAACCUUCGUCCGACAAACAGAAUCAAUGUAUAGUCAGCGCUGCAAACUGCUGCGAGUGGAGCUGGAUGCCGUGAUCAGCGACCAGGAACUGCUGUAUGCCUUCAUGCAGUACAUGAAGACUGGCGGACAACUGCAUCUGUUGCAGUUCUAUAAUGAUAUUAAAUCGUUCCAAACAAAAAUCCUGAACCCCGACUUGAACAGUUCCGAGGAGGAAUCUCUACAUCGUGCUGCCAAAGCCAUGUAUACUACGUACCUCUGUGAUGGAGUACCGCUGCCGAUCUUCGGAGAACUGGCUGAGGAGUUAGAACAACUGCUUAAGCAGGAGCAUAGCAUUAACAAAUUUCAAACCAGCCGAGCACUGUAUCAAGCCGCGAGACAAUCUCACGCCGUGUUAGAAAAAUUGUGGCUGCCUAAGUUUUUACAUAGUGAAGAGUUCUACAAAUUGCUUAUAGGCAGUAGAAUACCUACGGGCUACCAGAAACAGAUGGUCAAAAAACCCCACGACAAACUACUAAACACAGCUUUAAAGCUAGGCCAUCGAUUAAAAGGCGCAUUAAGACCUCAAGCGGUAGACGGACAAGUGUUGGACUGUUACACUAAUUGUGACGAAUCGGAAGGUGACGGAGUGGACAAUAUGGAUAUAUUGAAGUAUUUAGAUAAUUUAGCUAUCGAAGAGUCGCUGAGGGGGCAAGAUUUGAGCACUUAUAAGGUGGUGCUGACUAAUGUGGAGACUAAAUUGCAAGUGCCACCCCGUCGCGGCGUGGUCCGUGUGUUCACCCUCGCAGUGCACUGUACGGGCGGCCCGGCCGGCGCGGGCGCAGCGCUGUGGAGCGUGCUCCGCAGCGAGCACGACUUCCACCUGCUCCGGAGCAAGCUGCACGAGUUCCACGGAGACAGGCUGCUGCUCGACCUGCCGCUGCCCUCCAGGAGAGACAACAGUCCCCUAGAAACCCUACGCUACAAAUACGAGGACUUUAUCCAAAGACUUCUCCAAAAAAGCCUUCUCCAGACCAGUGAGCUUCUCCGGAUAUUCCUCACGGAAGACGGAGACUUCUCCAUGGUGGUCCAAGCUUCGACCCUGAAUGCUACGAGUACGGACUUGGGGAAUAUAUAUCAGAGUGUAGCUCAUAGGUUGAGGAAGGAAAAAGGACAGCACUUGGAGAGCUUUCUCAGGAAUUUGUUGGUGUCUUCUGAUAUUGAGCGGUAUCAGGCUUUAAAGCAAGGCACAACCCGCGACGUAGAAGAAGCACAAGAGAUGAGCGAAGACAUCGCCGAGCCUCACACCGCGCGGCAGCCGCGGACACGGAAUAUACUCGCGUCUGUGUUCCAUAAUAACUUCGAUGUGGAACCCACUGUGGUGAGGGGGGAGGGCGGGUAUCAGGAGUGUGUGGUCGGGUUCUCACAGUGUGCUAUGUAUUUGUUACUAAAAGUGAUCCGCAUACGCUCCCUGUUCGCGAACGUGGCCGGCACAAUAAUAUCUGUCACUAAACAACUACUAGACUCGGCCUUCAACUGCGUGUUGAACAGAACACUCGUCAAACUGCUGUCAGAGAGACGAUUAGCGCAUCUUAUUAGGUUAGGACAUGGACUGUUAUUCGGCAGAAGAGCAUCAACGCCGCGCACCGACCCCAUAGCCUUACGCUCGCAAGCCCGCAAACAGCUACUGGGCACAGUCCCGCCGUACGUGUCACUAGUCGCUAGUGCUCGCCUCCCGGCCGCACUCGCUACUGCCUUCGAUAUUAUACAGACGCCGCAGCUUAAUAAGCAGUUGGUCUACAAUCUACUGGAUCUAUGCGUAAUGGAGUUGUUCCCGGAGCUGGGCGCCAUAGACAACUCCCCAUCAAAACUACCAAAGAGUUGAGGACUAAAAAGUAUCCAUACCGGCAAUACAUAAUUUAUUUUAUAAAUAAAACUUCAGCUAGGCUAUUUUAUUUUUGUAAAUCGCCAACGCACGGUUGUCUUGUUUGAUGUUUAGUUAAUUUAUACGCAACUUAUUAUGUAAUUGUAAAUACUGUACUGUAUGAUAACAAAUCUAUUUUUAUAAUAUUAGUUAUUGAAGCAAUAUUCGUUCACUUGACCCUUCGAGGUUGUAAUCGAAAAGACCACAGAGUAUUUUGAAAUGUUUUCAGUGUAGAAACGAAACACGUGAAAUAAAUUAUUUUGAUAUUUUAAA